This is a messenger RNA of Rosa rugosa (rugosa rose), 1131 nucleotides long. RefSeq lists its product as uncharacterized. The record is from RefSeq and is a predicted model, not a curated record. Gene Ontology annotation, molecular function: ubiquitin protein ligase activity; zinc ion binding. Lineage: Eukaryota; Viridiplantae; Streptophyta; Magnoliopsida; Rosales; Rosaceae. The transcript has 2 exons. Bases 307 to 972 code for a protein of 221 amino acids.
CCCUAACAAACAACCACCGCAUCCAAAACCAGAAGAGGCUGAGCAAAGUCUGAGAUGGCGGAUCAGCAUCGGGAAGUUUGAUCUGUCAUUUCUUGCCUGUAACGUGUUUCGAUGGUUUGCCUCUGAGAACAGAACACUCCAACUUUACCAAAUUCCUAUACGCUCCCGCUAUUCCUCACGUAUUCUUCAAAUUCACACAAAGAAUCCAACCACAUUUCCCACCUACAAAUCCCACAUCGAAAACACUUUGCCUAAUUUUGUUCCAACCCUUAUCUACCAUAUCUUCCUAAUCCCCCCAAUUCAACAAUGCCGCGGCCUAGCCGCUACAAGCCCUUCAAUGACCGCUUGGAGCGAGCCCUCAACCAGCACAUUCGCCUCCUGCACCGCUCCGGUGCCACCUUCUUCAUCCUCGGCGACACGGGCAAUGUGUACACUGCGACCAUCACCACUUACCCUAAAUGCAGCUGCCCUGACCCUGUAACACCAUGCAAGCAUUUGCUGUUUGUGUAUCUCCAAGUGUUGGGUCUUUCAGCCGAUGGUCUCAGGGACGGCACGUUCUCGCAGUGGGAGGUGCAGUGCAUGCUGGGGCGGGACACGCUGCCUGAAUCGCUGGCCGGGGAAAGCGUGCGGCAGUGGUUUCAUCAGCUGUAUGAUUUUCAGGGCAGGCAGAGGCAGCAGGGGUCUUCUUCGUCGUCGAGGCCAAGAGUGGUGAUUGAAGAGGGUACUUGCUGCCCUGUUUGUUUGGAUGAGAUGGGGAAGCAAGACAAAGUGGUGGCUUGUGGGACGUGUAGAAACCCGAUACAUGAGGAAUGCUUCUUGAAGUGGAAGAGGAGCGCGAGGAAGAAGCCAGCUCAUUGUGUGAUGUGCAGGGCGAGAUGGGGGUCGAUCCAGCAGGAGCAGGAGAAGUACUUGAACUUGGCGGCUUACGCUAGUACGAGCGAGGAGGAUGAGGACGAAGACGAAUAUGAAUGAUGAUCUGCACUGUGAUGGUUAAAAGUGGGGUGAUUGUAAAUAAAUUGGUAGUAGAUGAUGUAAAUUUGCUAUGGAAUGAUAGAAGUGCGUAGCUCCUAGUGUGGGAAUUUUGUCUGAAUUUCAUGUGGAAUGAAUGAAUGCUUCCAUUUCCAGGUUUAA